UCAGACAAGUCGUGGUUGCGAGCGAGAGUAGUUGUUUGUACGUGUGCGGAAGCUACAUCAACUAAACAUAUAUAUAUAUAUAUUUUAUUGCGUGGAAGCCAACUGCGCCUACUGUGUGAUUCAACAGCAUACAAGCAUGCUAAGAAGAAAUAUAGGAAAUCUUAGUGUGUUCUUGCCAAACUCCAACAUGAAUUUUCUUUCGGAUAAAGAACGACAAGGUCAUGGAUGUGAACGUGAGUCUUUGGAGCUUGAAGAUAUAUACACUGUAAGAGAAAUGCUCGGCAGUGGAGGUUUUGGGACAGUCUACGCAGGUAUUCGAAAGAAGGAUUGCGUUCCUGUUGCCAUAAAACAUAUAGCUAAGGAGAAAGUCACAGAGUGGGGACAGAUGAAUGGGCGGAGAUGUCCGCUGGAAGUGUGCCUACUGCGAAAACUCGACAACGUUCAAGGAGUGAUCCGCAUGUUGGACUGGUAUGAGCAAUCGGACAGUUUCGUGAUCGUGAUGGAGCGGCAAGAACCCGUGCAAGACCUUUUUGACUUUAUCACGGAACGUGGCCCACUUGGCCAGAGCUUGUCGCGGAAUCUCUUCCACCAGGUGGUCAGCACUGUGCUCAGGUGCCAGCAAGCUGGCGUGCUGCAUGGCGACAUUAAGGAUGAAAAUCUGCUGAUCGAUAAGAAGACCGGCCAGCUGAUACUGAUUGAUUUCGGAUCCGGUUCAUGGCUGAAGGAGAGUGUCUACACGGUAUUUGAUGGUACGAGAGUGUACAGCCCACCCGAGUGGAUAAAGUAUCGGCGCUACUACGCACGCAGCUCUACCGUGUGGUCACUAGGCAUACUACUUUACGAUAUGGUAUGCGGCGACAUCCCAUUCGAAGAAGAUCGACAGAUCGUCAAGUGUGACUUGAAGUUUCGAACACGUCUACCUGCUGAUUUGAAGGAUUUGAUCAGACAGUGCCUAUUGUAUCGGCCGAACGACCGACCGUCUCUAGAGGACAUUCUUGGUCACCCGUGGAUGCAGGACGGUCAGUCGGACAUCGAGAGCAAGAUGCGGCGAAACGUCACGUGUCGCUCCCUUGACCAAUCGUCGACGAGCAGUGCCGAGAGCCUGUAACGCGACGAGAGCAUCAUCGGUGGGCCGAUUCUGGCGAUGUCUCAACCGCCGCCGAGAAUUGCGCAGACGACAAUCGCGAUCGGGCAACGGCAGCGCCGCCUGGCGCUCGGCCGGAGGAACUAGAGCCUGGAAGUAUUUACGACUCGGCACGUCACUCGCGUGGUUGUGAGCACACUUCCCCGGCGACUCCCGAUAGCCGGAGUCGGGUGGGGAGAUCCAAGUGCAGGAAGCUGGAACAAUUGGCCGCAAGAAAGAUGUGGACAGUCGAGAUAUGUGAUAUAUUACAUUGUGAGGCGGCGUGUGCUCGGGAACACUCACGCGUAUAGUAAAGCAAGUCUUUCAAUCUCUUCAGUGCGGGGAUCGGUGCGGAGGCACGCGGUUCGUGCGCACUCGGAGCGGGGCCUGUGCACGAAUCGAUGUAAGAACGAAGUGCCAACGUCUGCGAGGGUAAAGUGAUUUGUGGACGACGGAAGGUCCGGACAAGCAUCUACGUUACGUACAGCGCUCGGAACUCGAGUGACCGUUGUCACUGUUGGUCAGUUUGGAGGAUGUGUUGAUCGCAUAGAUAGCGGUCAAGGACCGUAACGUGUAGUCUAGCCACGAAAGGCUUCUUAAUCUCGAAAACAUUUAGUCCCUGCAUCAGCUAUUCGUCAGUCUGAUCCAGUCCCCACCAAUUUGCCGGUCCUCUCUGACUAUACUCUCACUCUCAGCCCUUGUCAGCCAAUGUCUUUCCCAGAAAUAGGAUUCGAGGUUAAGUUAUAUUCAGCCAGUGUUGUCUCGAAUGUACUAAAAUAAUUGAGUGCAGUAUCUAUCACCUGAUAAUGACAACUCUGCGUAUUUCAUUGUGUUUGCACCUUUGUGUGUGUGUGCGUGCGUGCGUGCGUGUGUGUGGGUGGGUGGGUGUGUGUGUGUGUGUGUGUGUGUGUGUGUGUGUGUGUGUGUGCGUGCGUGCGUGCGUGUGUGCGUGCGUGCGUGCGUGUGUGUGUGUGUGUGUGUGUGUGUGUGUGUGUGUGUGUGUGCGUGUGUGCGUGCGUGUGCGUGUGCGUGCGUGGGUUCGGAGUGUGUACUUUUCUGUGCUUUCUCUGGCCUAGUUGUCAGUACCUUUUCGGAUGUCGCAAGAGUUGUUUAAGCCGCAUAGUGGGAGACGUAUGACCCAGCGACCCAUGUGUGCUUUCAUGAAUAGGUGCACAGUAGCACAGCGGGUUUCUGCUAAUUCGCAUGAAGCCCGUUGAUGUUAGUGGCACUGCUGGUGCUAGGGGAAGAUGCGAAAUUCACCAUGUUCUCUCGUCGUCGUGGUGGUGGUACACUCGAAGCAUUGCUCAAUAUUUUUACAAAGAAUAAAUCGCGUUUUAUACGAGAAAUGAAACGCGGUUGAGAGAAAGGGGGAGGGGGGUUUACACGACAUUUGCCAACGAUGCAUUUUUUAUGGUUGCCAUCGUUGUGAUUCGAUGCUAUAAUCUUAAUAUCAUCGGAAGCAAUGAUCCGUUUUAGGCAAUGUAACUUUAAUUUAAUUUUGUGUGUACCACUGCGUAUGACAUGUAUUUGUACUGCAGCUAUUACAGUGUAAAUUUUAUUCGCCUAUAUAUACAGUGUAAAUACAGUGUAUACAGUGUAGCUGAGAUCA
Messenger RNA from Priapulus caudatus, 2732 nucleotides. RefSeq names its product serine/threonine-protein kinase pim-1-like. Gene Ontology annotation, biological process: negative regulation of apoptotic process; protein autophosphorylation. Lineage: Eukaryota; Metazoa; Priapulida; Priapulimorpha; Priapulimorphida; Priapulidae. Gene Ontology annotation, molecular function: ATP binding; protein serine/threonine kinase activity. The record is from RefSeq and is a predicted model, not a curated record. The coding region runs from base 137 to 1108 and encodes 323 amino acids. The transcript has 5 exons. Gene Ontology annotation, cellular component: cytoplasm.